UGUUAGCUGUAAGUGGUAACACCAUUACAGGAAGUAGAGCAAAAGGUAUGGGAAAUGAAAUGCGAGCAGGUUUUAUAAAAGACGAGAUGGUUCACCGCGUGAUGGGUUAAAACAUUCAGAGAGCUAUUUGUGGUGUGCCGCUUUGCACAACAGAUACACACAAAACAGCAUGGAGACGCUUCUUUUUCUAUUUCCUCAAUUCAACUCCAUGGCCCCAAAGGAGGAAGCAUAUUUCAAAAUGUUUGGUCCACAAGACUCGCAGGCACCAAAGAUGAAGGACGAUUUUAGCAGACAGAAAGACAAGGAGAGGAAGAGCCGACUCAGCCUUUUUCUCACCAAGUCGGGCUCUCAUGAAAACGUCAGUCCCCAUAAAAAGACAAAUACGCCACCCAGCAACAUCUCACCAGAGGCGGCUUUGCAAUGGAGCGACUCCUUUGAAGAACUGCUGAAGCACUCAGAUGGGGUGGAAAGCUUCUCUCAGUUCCUCAGGACAGAGUUCAGUGAGGAAAACAUUGAGUUCUGGUUGGCCUGUGAAGAAUACAAGACCAUUGAUUGUGAGACCAAGCUGCUGUCCAAAGCCAAAUGCAUUUAUACGGUUUAUAUUGAAUCGGAGGCGCCUAAAGAGGUCAACAUCGACUACAACACCAAGAUGGCCAUUCAGAAGGUCAUGGCAAAGCCCACAAUGAGCUGUUUUGAAGCAGCCCAGAUAAAAAUCUACAGUCUGAUGAAGAAGGACUCCUUUCCCAGGUUCCUCAACUCUGACAUUUAUUUGGGUCUCACCAGGAAGAAAGGCCCUGGGGCCAACAUGUUUCGCAGAAGGUCACGCUCCUGUGUAUUCAACGACAGGGGUGAGGCUACAAAUGAACCUUUGGCCUGGUAGAGAUAGCAUUUCAAUGUUGUCCCUCACUCUGUGAAAUAGAUUUUUAAAUAACAGAUAUUCCAUGAGUAGCAUCAUAAUUGUUUAACCGCACAGUGCUAAUUAGCCACAGGUUUGCUUCUGCAGAUCGAGUGUGUUAUUUGCUUUCUUUUCAAGAAAUAGAUGAGAAUAUUGUUACCACUCAAGGAUGUAAGAUGAAUACAGCUACAGCCGUCUGGUUAGCUUAGCGUAUCAUAAAGACUGGAAGCAUAAGGAAAUAGCUAGCCUGGAUGUGCACAAAUCUCUAGCAAAAUACACCUACUGUAGCAUUAGGCAUAACAUGUUAUAGCUCUACUGUUUAAUCUAUUAAUUGACUGGAUAAAUUAAAUGAGGGUAGCCAGAGGGACGUAACCCAUUGGUUUGCGGAGUUUGGCAUUUUAGCCUUCACCAUCUUGGUUGUCUGAGACCAGAAGUGACCAUAUUUGAAUGAUAGGGUGAAGCUGAGGAAGAGCAAGGCCCUAACGAGGAACCAGCUAACGCUAGAGCUAGCUAGCUACUGACUUGGUUAGCAAGAGCUAGCUAGCUACUGACCUUGUAAGCAUUUAGCUUGAACAUAAUUCAGUAUUCUGAGGCUCUUUGCCCCAUUUAUUUUCCUCGCGGACGGCGGACAAUGUUUUUAUGAACCACACAGCUUCUGGUAUUCCAAGACCAAAAAGACGUUGUGCAGGCACGAAACAUAGGCUACUACCAAUAGAAAUACAUUGCUUUUAAAAUCGUUCUGUGUGACACGAAAGAAAUGCGAAAAUCGUGUUCAUGAACACGAAUCAAUAGAUUAAAUUUAUUUAAUUUCGUGACUAUAACACGAAAUGCCGUGAGACUGGGUUGUAUAUUACAAGUAAAAAAUGACAUGGGUUGCAGGAAUUACACUGAAACUUCCUGGAGUCUUUUGUUUGUUACCUGACAACUUCACAAAAAUUAGGACAACAACACUCAAGAAAGAUAAGCUAGCUGUAUCCCCUCAUUUCCGGCUAAGCUAAGCUAACUGACGGCUAGUGGUAGGUUUUUAUCUAUAAUACAGACAAUUGGUAUACAUUUUCUCAUCUCACUCUGUUUUUUCAUCUUGGCAAGAAAAUGAAUUAGCGUAUUUCCAAAGAUGUCGAACCAUUAAUAUACUACCCCUCUGUACAAGAGAUGACACCACUAGCCUUUCAGCCAUACGAAUACGUUUGAAAUGUUACGAGGCAAUUACUUCAGACAAAUGUGGUUAUCUUAAAAUAAUGUUCACCCUCUGGCCAGAUCAGAACUGAGUAUUCACUUUGCACAUAUGGAACAAUCUCUCUAUUUUCUUCCAUUGGGGUCAACAUACUGCUUGUGGAUUAAACCUUUAUUGCAGAAUUGUAUGUUACUUUAAAUCUUGCAAAACUUGAAUGACAGGCAGUGGGAUGUUUCGAGACAGAAUCUCAGCUGAAGUGCCUCAACGCUACCGACAGUACCCAGUCAGCCGUACAGGCAGCCACACUGAGGCCCCUCUCCUUCUUCAGAAGCAUUACACUUCAAUUGCUUUGUCUUCCAAACCAGCAAUAGAACUGUAUAUGUCCAUAAUACAGUUGAAAUGGUAAACAGGCUAAUUUUACCAUUUCUAAUUCAAAUGGACUAGAUUUUAUCCCUGGCACUGUCAAAAAACCUUUCAGUCUACCUUGCAGUGAAAGCCUGCAGCCAAGGUGACUGCAAAGCACUGAAUGCUUUUAAUGAGGGAUUUACAGUAUAUUCCUCUUUAUAAUGAAUACAAAUGUAUCAAUUUUCAGUCAGAAAAUCCAUAUCUCAUUUGAAUACUAAUAUGAAAUUAUAUGACUUAUGAUUGCUGCUUUUUCAGUUUGCUGCCAUCUAAUAUAAUUUAUCUAUGUUAAUAUGUUGCCUUGCUGUUGUAAAAUCUAUAUAUAUGUUUAAUAAAGUCGUUUUAAUGAGG
Trematomus bernacchii (emerald rockcod) is the source of this 2822-nucleotide messenger RNA. RefSeq names its product regulator of G protein signaling 18 (gene rgs18). The transcript is spliced from 5 exons. The record is from RefSeq and is a predicted model, not a curated record. Bases 170 to 880 code for a protein of 236 amino acids. NCBI's taxonomy places the organism in Eukaryota, Metazoa, Chordata, Actinopteri, Perciformes, Nototheniidae.